AUGUCCUCGCAACCAUCGCAGUCUGCCCAAGACGGCAGCUCCUCGUCUCAGGACCCCGCGUUGUUGCUCAAAUCUACGAACUUUUCCCGCCCGGAAGGUUCUGCUGCUCCCCAAGAUGCUGUAACUGCCUCAGACCUUCUCAUGGCCGCUUACGACCCCGCGCGGCUGCAUCCUUUGGCCCAACUCGGGGACAAACUUGACUACCUGCUUCUUGAUGACGAUAAGACAACAGAUCUUCCUGGCGCCGGUACUGCAAUUCCUUCCCGAGGUUGGAGUGAUGACCUUUGCUACGGAACGGGUACAAUGUAUCUUAGUGGUUUGGCCCUUGGCGGCGUAUGGGGAAUAAGGGAAGGUGCUCGAAGGCCUCUGGCCGUCACAAAUACGCGGUUACGAAUCAACAGUGUGCUCAAUUCCGUUACCAGGAGAGGCACAUUCAUUGGAAACUCGGCAGGUGUUCUCGCUCUUGUGUACAAUGCGGUCAACUCUUCUAUUGACGCGGCACGGGGAAAACAUGAUAUAAUUGGUAGUAUGGGAGCGGGCGGCAUCACAGGCGCUUUGUACAAGUCAACGGCUGGAGUUCGACCUGCGAUGGCAGCAGCUGCCUUCAUGUCAGGCGUGGCAGGAAUAUGGAGUUACGUCAAAAAGAGCGUUUGA
This is a messenger RNA of Pleurotus ostreatus (oyster mushroom), 654 nucleotides long. It is a transcript of the gene TIM23, whose product is annotated as Mitochondrial import inner membrane translocase subunit tim23. The transcript has 4 exons. Gene Ontology annotation, molecular function: transmembrane protein transporter activity. Bases 1 to 654 code for a protein of 217 amino acids. Lineage: Eukaryota; Fungi; Basidiomycota; Agaricomycetes; Agaricales; Pleurotaceae. The record is from RefSeq and is a predicted model, not a curated record. Gene Ontology annotation, biological process: protein import into mitochondrial matrix. Gene Ontology annotation, cellular component: TIM23 mitochondrial import inner membrane translocase complex; mitochondrial inner membrane.